Molecule: messenger RNA, 6491 nt
Organism: Chroicocephalus ridibundus (black-headed gull)
Lineage: Eukaryota; Metazoa; Chordata; Aves; Charadriiformes; Laridae
Gene: SLC6A4
Product: solute carrier family 6 member 4
Exons: 15
Coding region: 543-2555 (670 amino acids)
Biological process (GO): serotonin uptake; sodium ion transmembrane transport
Cellular component (GO): neuron projection; plasma membrane
Molecular function (GO): serotonin binding; serotonin:sodium:chloride symporter activity
Source: RefSeq, a predicted model, not a curated record
GAUCCUGCUCUUUUGAACCGAUCAGACAAAUGUAGCCACCCACCUCUAGGAGGAAAACUGAGCUGCAGCCCUGGUGAAACAUAAAGUUUAUUUGACUAAAGUGACGCAAAAAUUCUUAAAGAGCUCUUUGGCAGCAGAUUAUCUGGAAAUCAGACCAUGUGAGGGGGACCGGUGUACAAAAACCUCACCAAGAUGCUGAGUUGCCCACAGGCUGAGCUCCCGAGGCUCUGAAGUAAAUGUGGGUGAAGGUGACUCGAGCUUGGAUAACUCCAAGGAAAGCGCUUCAAACCCAGCCCACAGACAGGUCCGGAAAAUCAACAAUACGUUCAACGACCUCUCCUCUGUAAGGAGAGUGCCAAGAAGUAUCCAUGUGCAGGAAUAAAGUGUUUUACAAAUACAUGGUGUUUGUGCCUUCAAUCUGAUGGAUUUAAACAUGGAAGAAGAAUUCUAAAAGAGCUGGGAAUAAAAGCAGGGGAAAACAAGCCACAAGGGGACUCUGUGCUGCUCUCCGUCUGCAAGUGAUCAGAACAAAUCUCGGAAAAAUGGAAAAAAAGGCAACAAGCAAUGAGACUGAGCCACUGACUUCCAAGAAAGAUGUCUCAGACUGUAACGAAGGAGAAGAUUGUAAAGAGAACGGACUUCUGGUCAGGAACCCUAAAUCUGCCCUACGGCUAGUGGAAGAUGGCAAUAAAGUCCACCCCAGCCAGGGAGAAAAAGGGGAGGCAGCUCAGAUCUCAAAUGGUUAUUCAGGGGUUCAGAGCUCUGUUCCCUGCAAUGGAAUGGGAGAGGUGGAAGAUGCCCAGUGCACUGCCCCAGCAGCCACAACCACCACUACAACCACGACUUCCACCACCUGCGGGGCAGAAGGCCAGCAGCAGCUGAUGGAGCUGGAAGACAGAGAGACCUGGAGUAAAAAAAUUGACUUUCUACUCUCUGUCAUCGGAUAUGCAGUGGAUCUGGGAAAUGUGUGGAGAUUUCCUUAUAUAUGCUAUCAAAACGGAGGAGGAGCAUUCCUCAUCCCUUACACAAUUAUGGCCAUCUUUGGAGGGAUUCCUCUCUUCUAUAUGGAACUAGCACUAGGACAGUACCACCGGAAUGGCUGUAUUUCAAUUUGGAGAAAAAUAUGUCCUAUAUUCAAAGGAAUUGGCUUUGCCAUCUGUAUAAUAGAUCUUUACGUAGCCUCCUACUACAACACCAUUAUGGCUUGGGCCUUUUACUACCUCGUAUCCUCCUUCACGGCGGAGCUGCCGUGGACCAGCUGCACAAAUGCUUGGAAUACAGGCAACUGCACCAACUACUUCAGCAAGGACAACGUCAGCUGGUCCCCGCACUCCAUCUCUCCCGCAGAAGAAUUUUAUACCCGCCAAGUUCUACAGGUGCACAGGUCCAAUGGGCUGGAUGACCUGGGGGGCAUUAGCUGGCAAUUGACCCUCUGUUUAUUGUUAAUCUUCACCAUUGUAUACUUCAGCAUCUGGAAAGGGGUCAAAACAUCUGGCAAGGUGGUCUGGGUGACUGCCACAUUCCCUUACAUCAUACUCUUCAUCCUGCUGGUGAGAGGUGCAACUCUGCCUGGCGCCUGGAGAGGUGUCCUCUACUACUUGAAACCUGACUGGCAGAAACUCCUGGCCACCGAGGUUUGGGUGGAUGCAGCAGCUCAGAUCUUUUUCUCCCUUGGUCCAGGUUUUGGGGUCCUAUUGGCUUAUGCCAGCUACAACAAAUUCCACAACAACUGCUACCAAGAUGCUCUGGUUACCAGUACCGUGAACUGCGUCACUAGUUUCGUGUCUGGAUUCGUCAUUUUCACUGUGCUGGGAUACAUGGCUGAGAUGAGGAAUGAAGAUGUAUCAGAGGUUGCCAAAGAUACUGGACCCAGCCUUCUCUUCAUCACGUACGCCGAGGCCAUUGCAAACAUGCCUGCUUCCACUUUCUUUGCCAUCAUCUUUUUCCUGAUGUUACUCACGCUGGGAUUAGACAGCACGUUUGCAGGACUAGAGGGAGUGAUUACUGGAGUACUGGAUGAAUUCCCCCAUGUCUGGAGCAAACGCAGGGAAUUGUUUGUCCUUGGUCUGAUCAUCGUUUGCUUUCUGGGGUCAUUAGCAACCCUGACAUUUGGAGGCGCAUAUGUGGUAAAGCUGUUUGAAGAAUACGCCACUGGUCCAGCUGUCCUAACCGUCGUCUUCCUGGAAGCAGUUGCUGUGGCCUGGUUCUACGGCAUCACCCAGUUUUGCAAUGAUGUGAAAGAAAUGCUUGGCUUUACCCCAGGCUGGUACUGGCGAGUUUGCUGGGUGGCAAUUAGUCCCAUCUUCCUUCUGUUCGUCACUUGCAGCUUUCUGUCCAACCCUCCUGAGCUACGGCUUUUUGAAUAUAAUUAUCCCUACUGGACCACGGUAGUGGGUUAUUGCAUAGGAACCUCUUCUGUCAUCUGUAUUCCAAUCUACAUGGUUUAUCGGUUGAUUAUCACUCCAGGAACACUUAAGGAGCGUAUUCUGAAAAGCAUUACUCCAGAAACAGCUACAGAAAUUCCUUUUGGAGACAUCCGCAUGAACGCAGUAUAAGCUAACCUGUUUUCUGCGGGGAGAGAGGCAGAGCAUAAAAUGUAACUUUCCCCAUACUUUCCCCCACCAAAGCAUUACGUUUCCAGCUGAGACCCCAAACAGGAGUUUUCUCUGGAGGUUGCAUCACUGACAACGGGCAUUUGGGAACAUGAUGCCUCCAGCACAUUUAUCCAAGCAAUUCAAUGAAAUCUACUGUGCACUUCUAACCAGACUGACCUGACUGAGAACUCAUUCUGGAAACACGAGGAUGUCUGUGUGCACGAGAACACCCCUACUCCACGCGUGGGCAGAAGGGCAGUCUGAAAGCGUGCGUGACUGCAUAACCCACUGUAGGACGAGUAUCGGCGGGUAGGAUUAGGUGUAGAAUCCCGAGUCUGUGGCAGUACUCCUGUAUCUUCCUCAAUGUGAUCGUUCGUACUGGGCAAUGUCGUAUUCGCUUCUAAGGUUCUAAUUGCUUAAACUACAUUGAAAAAUACAAAAAUAUUUCUGAUAGCCAUACACUACUCAAGUAACACAGGGUUUUAUAAGCUAGAAAAGAAGAUAGUAAAUUCUUCAAUCCCUAGGUCUGUAGUGGAGUAGACAGAAGAAGAGGAAACAAUCCUGAGCAGCACUAUAUACAGCUUUGCAUUCACUAGCACACACGUUUGGUAGCGUUAUCGUUUUCAUUUCCUGCAUUUUUUAGAUGGUAACAGUUUCUAUUAAUUGUUUCUUGCAUAACAGAUAUUACAAAGCCAUUUUUUGUAAUGUUCUAGGCUUCACUUUCCUUUAGACCCAAUCAAGCCACAAAAACUUAUCAUGGGUUACUUGACAAGUACGUAAGUUGCUAGCACUUACUAUAUUAUUUUCAUAACUAAGCUAGAUAUUCACAAGAUCAUUGUCCUGACAGACCUGUCACUUAUACCCAAAGAAACUAGAGACCAAGAAUGAAUUUUUUUGAGUUCCGAUGCCAAAAAGCGUAAUCUUAAAGAUCUGCUUCUCUGCUUUGUUUUGUUUGUUUAUUUUUUUAGUUCAAUUUCACACCUAAAAUUUGCUGGAGCCUGUGGCUUUUUCUAUUCUUUCCUAGAACAGAAUUGAAGUUUAGAAUAAUCCUUUUGGCUGGCUGACAACAGUACAUUUAACAAACUAUACAAACCGACUUUGAAGAUAUAUUAGCUCAAAUUCUAAUGUGAACACAUUAGAAGACAUGGAGGGGAAUUUUGUUUUUAACAAGAACCUGAGCAGAGUUCAGCAGGAUUGAUUUUCAGCAGAACUACGUAUAUUAAAUUUCGAGGCACUGAUAUACAAAUUAACUUCCACGCACAUACUAACCUCUUUACACUUUAUGCGUACACACCCUCUCCAAAUGUAACUGCCCUUUGGACUGACUGCAGUUGCCAAGUCAGUUGGAGGACAGGAGUUUUGCUGCAAUUACAUGGAAGUUUAGAUGAACCUAAGUAGUUGUCAUUUAUGUAAAAACUUACAUUGUAUUUUUACUCUACCACAUAGAUUAUAACAAAAGUAAAAUAAAAUAGAGGAUAAAAGUCUCUUUUGUAUCUCACGGUCUACUUAGCUAACGUACUGCUAAAAUUAACAAGGUCAUAUAUGCAUUCAUAGCAGCAGGCAUUAAGAAGCCUAUUGAAGAGUUUACAUCGGUACGAAGAACUUGCCUUACUAGCGGAAAGCAGUGAUGGUGUGUUUGCCUUUUGAAAACAUUUUCAUCACUUCUGCCCAGGUUUUUCACCCUGGGGUGUGCAGACACCUCCUGGAGGAAGGCCUCUUCCACUUCAGCUAUUGGCUUGAGCUCAUUUAACUUUAGGUCUCAAACCCAACUUCCAAUAAGGAAAUAACUUUGAGGGACAAGGAUUGGUCUUUUGGAACUACAAACAGAAGACUCCUAAGCUAUUUUUAAAAAGGGAAUAUGUUCUUUCAUUGCCACCAGAAAAAACGUAAUAGAUCUGUCUUACUAGACAGUUACUCCUAAGAGAUAGUUUUGUAGCUUAGCCCUUAAGUAUAUUUGAAAACUACUUCCAAAAUUGGCUUAAUUGUGAGGAAAAGCGGAACAGUCUGGGAAUUGUGAGGAAAAGCGGAACAGUCUGGGAAAAAGCCAUUGGAAAACCAAUUUGGCCGUUGGAAAGCCAUUUAGUUAUUAAGUUACCAAUCAGAAAAUUACUGAUUAUUUAAAAAAUAAAAUUUUAUAUUAUGAACUCAUUAAUCAAAAAAACACAAAUGAAAUGUCAAAGUAAGAUGAAUGAGGUACUCAUACGUAUCUAGUAUAAAGUGUGGGAAAUAAAGCAGAAAACCCUACCCAGCUUCUCCAUUCUGCAGACUGGUGUUCAAUUAACGCUGGGUAUUUUUCCUCCUAAAUGGGUAAGUAUUUAAUUAGAUAAACCUUACAUAGGAAAUGUCUUUCCAGACUUGAUAGUGUUUCAUGCUAGGCUCAUUGAAAAAAAAAAAACAAACCAAACCAAAAAACUGACCCUUCCCCAAAAUAACCGAAAACUUACAAUUCCAAUUUUUGGUCAUUUAUGUAUAACCACUUGCAAAAGUGUCUUUAACAGAAAUUCUGCUGCCUUUUAUUAGGAAGGAUGAAGGUGGGGACAGAAACGGUUGAGUUAAAUUAUCAGCAUUAUCUGUAUCAAAGCCAAAAUUUCUCUUUCAGUCCUUGCAAACAAACUGAAACUGGGAACAUUACUUCCAGUGGAAUAAUUUACAGAAUAAUAAUUGCAGGAAUCACUGCUAUUUAGUGUGCAAUACUACUGAUGUUAAUCUUUUAUAACAGCGUUUGAAAUAGCAAAAGAUGCAUCUUUUAAUUUGUAUUUUUUAGAACACUAAUACACAACAGAUAUUGUCUCUCUGGAUGGUUUCAGCACAGAAGGCUGAGCAACUUCCCAAGAAAUGCCAUUGUUUUCUAGUGGAUUAAAAGUCAGCCAAGAAGUCCCGGUAUGAAUACAAGCCCUGCAACACUCACAGUGUAAAACGGAGCAGGUGUCCCAGCUUGAAUUUCUCAGUUGAGAAAUGAGAAUAAUGCACUCUGAGUACAGAUGUACCCAGAGAGGUGGAAGUCUUUAAAAUCACUUGAAGAUACAAAAAGCAACGUAGACAUGCAAAGUCACAGGAAAAAUAUUUUUAGAAAUGGGCAGUCCGGAAGAUCAUUAGUGAUGUCAGAUCUUUGCUCUUUUUUCACCAGGACAAUCCAGCCUGAGGUCUUUAUGGGAACAGGGGGCAAAGAAGCCCUCCAGAAGUGGAUUAAAAAGGCUUUUCUUUUCCUGAAUAACACAAAGAUAAAACACAUCCAUGUUUUCAUUCCAGAAAAGCUGAACUUGCAAGGGAGUUUAGUUCCCAUUUUAUUUAUUUAACUUUUUUGUUAUAUGGCAUACUGGUUUUGAAGUUUUAUAAAUAUUCCAAUAAGGUAGUUUUCUUAGUAUCUAUAUUUAGCUAAAUAUUGAAAUACUAAGAAAUUUAUUUCAUUUCUUUUUAUCCUUGAUUCCUUUUUCUUCUUUUUACAUAUCCAUUUGGAAACAUUUAGAGAAACCCGUAUUUAUUAGGUAGCUCAACAAGUAGCCACAGAUUAAACAUUGUUUUUGUACAAAAACUAGUUAUAUUGAUACCAAAUGGGCUGCACUGCAAUUAAAAGUGUUUUCAGGCAAACAAAUCCCUUCUCUUCAGCUCACCUUCCGCUUAUCUAUCACACGAGUAUAUCCUACCUUCUAUUGCGAAUGGUGAAAGGGAAUUUAUGAAACUGUAAAUUAGGACCAUGUUUGCCUUUUAAGCAAAGAGAAAAAACGGAGUUUUAGCUGUACAGAACUACGUAUUCCCCCCAACUUGUACAUGAUGCACUUGUAUUAAUUUAUGCAGCUGUUUAGUUACAAGUGUUGCAAGCUGAUUGUAAGUCAUCAGUAUGUGCCUUGUACUGUAAACUGUUAUUGUAAUAAAUUUAAUAUUCAUAAUCCAUCUCUA